AUGUGCACAAUUGUCAUUGUUAACUUUUCGCUUUCGAUGGUGGGUAUGCUGGCCGAGACUUCUCGCCAGCUGUGGUCUUUCUCCCGGGACAAGGGCGUUCCUGGGGGGUGGUGGUGGUGGUGGUGGUGGAGCCUGUCGCCCUUGACGACAUUCUUUCCAUGGCUAUAUCUUCAAUCUAUCUGA
This is a messenger RNA of Penicillium manginii, 183 nucleotides long. RefSeq lists its product as uncharacterized. The record is from RefSeq and is a predicted model, not a curated record. The transcript has 2 exons. NCBI's taxonomy places the organism in Eukaryota, Fungi, Ascomycota, Eurotiomycetes, Eurotiales, Aspergillaceae. Bases 1 to 183 code for a protein of 60 amino acids.